Molecule: messenger RNA, 411 nt
Organism: Miscanthus lutarioriparius
Lineage: Eukaryota; Viridiplantae; Streptophyta; Magnoliopsida; Poales; Poaceae
Source: the annotation of a GenBank genome assembly
AUGCCUCCCCGGCCCCCCUCUGAAGAGGCAGUCGAGGCUGCCUUGUCUGCGUACCAUGAGGAGUCUGAGAGCUUGCGCGAGCUCCCUGGAGAAGACGAAGACGAUGACAUGGGCGACGAGGAGGUAGAAGAGCUCUUCGGCCGUGGAUCUGGAGGUGGAGCUGGUGAUCCGAUCGACGUUGAAGGUGGUGAUGGAGCAGAGGACCAAGGCGGCGAACAAGAUGAGAACGCCGAUGACCAGGUAUCACGUCCCUGUACCUCUGAUGUGUGGCUUGACUUCAAGAAGCUGUUCAAGAUGGGUCCCAAAGGUAAGAAGGUCAGGUAUGGCGCUGUCUGCAUCCAUUGCAAAAAGCAGUAUUCUGGUAGAUCUGCAAUUGGCACUGGCCACCAAGCUGGCCAGCUGGGAGCUUGA